GCGUCUCGGCCGUCUCAUGUGAGAAGAAAACAUCUUAAACACGGAAGAACGAACCAGCAGAAGAGAACGUGAGGCAUCCUGCUCCGCCCCGCCACCGUCGUCAUCGCAGUUUGUACUCUACACUUAGUUUAAUCUGCUCCUAAAAAGUGACUCCGUCGAGGGACUGAACGCGUUGCCGGUGACAAGUUGUCGUUUUGGUUUGUUUGUGUGUUUAAAAACAAACAAAUAACCUAAUUACGAGCAUGUCGGGUACUGUUAAAUAGCAUGCCAUUGAGCAGGAAAUUCGAGGAAAGGGACGUGUGGGGGCAACGGAAUGGCAGCAAACGAGCAAUUAGAGAGAGGAACCGGGCUCGCGCGGGGAGCCGACACGGACCGUUAGGUUGGUAGCUUAGCCGGCUACAUCCGCGAGCUCGCCCCGAGUCCGGUCUGCUAACUUCCCCCUGCGUCGACCUGCGUCCACUCCGGGGGAACCAGAACCACCGCAGCGAGCCCAGUUGUUUUUUUUUCUUUCUUAAGCAGCACAUGGCCUGUAUACUUCUGACAGACAUGGACGCGCCCUGCUCCAAUCCAGCAACACACCUCAGUGGCUCUCCCCCCAUGGAUCCCGAGUCAGACAUCAAGCAGGAAACUUCAGACGCUUGUUUAACUGUCCACCUUUUCCACCCGGGAAAAAUACGGGGCGGGGAUGACCGUUCAGACAACAUGCUCACUUUUUCUCCUGGAGAGUACGUAGCAGAGGAACUGUGCAUCGCUGCAGCAAAAGCCUGUGAGAUUAAUCCACUGUACUUCAAUUUAUUUGGACUCAUGAGGGAAAAUGACCGGAUUUGGUUCCCCCCUAAUCACGUCUUCAAAAUACAUCAUUCAGCAAGUGAGAAACUACACUUCAGAAUCAGAUUCUAUUUCCCUGGCUGGUACAACAGCAGCGAUUCAUCCUACGCCCACCGCUGUGGCUCGUCCAAAGAGAUGGAAAGUCCUGUGAUGGACGAUCGCGUCAUGGCGUACCUGUUUGCUCAGUGGCGCAAUGACUUUCUGAACGGUUGGGUUCAUAUUCCAGUGAACCACGAAACUCAGGAGGAGUGUCUGGGUAUGGCCGUACUGGACAUGAUGCGUCUCGCCAAAGAGAGUGGUCAGUCAACAGUGGAUAUUUAUAAUGAAACUAGCUACAAAUCUUUCCUGCCGAGAUGCAUGAGAAACCGCAUCCAGGAGUAUAACCUUUUGACUCGAAAGAGGAUCCGCUAUCGCUUUAGAAGGUUCAUCCAGCAGUUUAGUGAAUGCAAGGCCACCGUUUGUAACCUCAAGCUCAAAUACCUGAUGAGCCUGGAGAUGCUCCUGCCCCUGCUCUACUCUGAGCGCUUCCAGGUCACUGACCUCUCCUCACGGGAAGUGACCAUAGUCGUCAUGGGCAACAAGGGCAUCCAGUGGUCUAAAGGGAAAGAAGAGGACGGCGCAGAGGAGGAGCUGCAGACAUACUGUGAUUUCCCAGAGGUGAUCGACAUCAGCAUCAAACAGGGCAAUAAAGAAGGCUCUGUAGAGAGUCGCAUAGUUUCCCUCACCAGACAGGACAACCAGAUCCUGGAGCUGGAGUUCCAUUCGCUCUCAGAGGCCCUGUCCUUUGUAUCAUUAGUUGAUGGAUAUUACAGACUAGUCGCCGAUGCCCAUCAUUACCUGUGUAAAGAGAUAGCCUCUCCCAGACUGCUGGAGUGCAUACAAAGUUACUGCCACGGCCCUGUCUCGAUGGAGUUUACCAUUGGUAAGCUGCGUCGUUCGGGUAACUACCAGGGCCUGUACAUUCUGCGCUGCAGCCCCAGAGACUAUGACAAAUACUUCAUGUCCUUUGUGGUCGGGUGUGAAACAAUGGUGGACUAUAAGCACUGUCAGGUAGUGAAGACGGAGUCUGGAGAGUACAUUCUGAACGGUGCCAAGAGGAGCUUCGGCUCGCUCAGGGAACUUAUGCAUUGCUACCAGAAAGAGGCCCUUCGCACCGACGGCUACACGUUCCAGCUGACGAACUGUUGCCCUCCCUGCCCCAGAGACAAGUCCAACCUGCUGGUGUGCAGAAACAAUCAAGGGACAGAGGUUCCUCUGUCUCCUUCACUCCACAAACACAUCAGCCAGAUGGUCUUCCACAAGAUCCGCAAAGAGGACCUCAUCACAAAAGAAAGUUUGGGCCAAGGAACAUUCACCAAGAUCUUUUGUGGCGUGAGGAAGGAGAGGGGGGACUACGGAGAGAUACACCAAAUGAACGUCGUUAUCAAGAUACUGGACAAGGCUCACCGCAAUUAUUCAGAGUCGUUCUUUGAGGCAGCCAGCAUGAUGAGCCAGCUCUCCCACAAGCACUUACUCCUAAACUAUGGUGUCUGUGUGUGCGGCGAGGAGAACAUGAUGGUGCAAGAAUACGGAAAAUUUGGAUCCCUGGACACCUACCUGAAAAAGAAGAAAACUUGUGUGAACAUCACUUGGAAACUAGAAGUGGCUAAACAGCUUGCCUGGGCAAUGCAUUACCUGGAAGACAAAAACGUCAUACAUGGAAAUGUUUGUGCCAAAAACGUUCUGCUGAUCAGGGAGGAGGAUCGGAAGACGGGCAGUCUGCCUUUCAUCAAGCUGAGUGACCCCGGUAUCAGCAUCACUGUGCUGCCCAGAGAGGUUCUGGUGGAGCGUAUCCCGUGGGUGCCUCCCGAGUGCAUCGAAAACUCCAAAAAUCUGAGUCUGGCCACAGACAAGUGGGGCUUUGGGACCACCCUGUGGGAGAUCUGCAGUGGGGGAGACAAACCACUCAGCACUUUGGACUCCUCAAAGAAGAACCUGUUUUAUGAGGACAGACACCAGCUGCCAGCUCCCAAAUGGACGGAGCUCGCCAAUUUGAUAAACAGCUGUAUGGACUACGAGCCUUCACACCGACCCUCUUUCAGGGCGAUAAUCAGAGAUCUCAACAGCCUUUUCACUCCAGACUAUGAGCUGCUGGUGGAGAGUGACAUGGUGCCCAACAGGACGCGAGGCUUUGGCUUCCCAUGGGCCUCUGAGAGCCAGGAGCCGGCUCAGUUUGAGGAGAGGCACCUCAUUUUCCUCAAGCAAUUAGGCAAAGGAAACUUUGGCAGUGUGGAGAUGUGCAGAUACGACCCCUUACAGGACAGCACUGGGGAGGUGGUGGCUGUGAAGAAACUGCAGCACAGUUCAGCCGAGCAUCUCAGAGACUUUGAGCGAGAAAUUGAGAUCCUGAAAUCCCUCCAUCAUGAAAACAUAGUUAAAUACAAAGGCGUGUGCUACAGUGCAGGGCGACGGAACCUCCGGCUGAUCAUGGAAUACCUGCCCUUUGGCAGCUUGAGAGACUAUCUGAUCAAACACAGGGAUCACUUUGAUUCCAAGAAGCUGCUGCACUACGCUUCACAGAUUUGCAAGGGUAUGGACUACCUCGGCCUGAAGCGCUACAUUCACAGAGACCUGGCCACCAGGAACAUUCUAGUGGAGAGCGAGAUGAGGGUGAAGAUCGGCGACUUUGGCCUGACGAAGGUGCUGCCGCAGGACAAAGACUACUACACCGUCCGAGAGCCCGGGGAGAGCCCCAUCUUUUGGUAUGCACCAGAGUCUCUGACAGAGAGCAAGUUCUCGGUGGGGUCAGAUGUUUGGAGUUUCGGCGUCGUCCUUUAUGAGCUUUUCACCUACAGUGACAAGAACUGCAGCCCACCAGCGGUGUUCAUGGAGAAGAUGGGGAACGAAAAGCAGGGCCAGAUGAUCGUGUAUCAUUUGAUUGACCUGCUCAAACAGGGCUAUAGGUUGCCUCCUCCCGAUAGCUGUCCAAAGGAGAUACACAAGAUAAUGAUGGAGUGCUGGAGCAGUGACCCGGGACUGCGGCCGACAUUCAAGACCCUGAUCCAGCGCGUGGAGACGGUGCGAGACAGCAGGGAUGCAUGAGCGCCCAUGAUUCCGCAACCUUUGACCCGUCGGUGUGGACUGGCCUGAGCUCGGUCGUCACAGGCAGAUGAGUUGCCCGGCUUUGUUCCGGCGGUUUGGAGUAGAAACGAUGGUGACGUUGGCUCUCUGCAGAAGUUCAGCCACCUCUCUCUGGACAGAGGAAGUCUUUUGUCCAGCAAGAACACUACGGCCAACUCCAAGAGCAAAGAUUACUUCUGGUGACUUCAAGAACUUCCUGCGCUUUGAUGGAUGAGCAGGAAAUACGAGACGUUACUUUGUACCUCUAUGGUCAAAAUCUCUUUAUAGAUAAAAUAAAAAAACUAAGAACAGCUCAGCACCAGCCGCCUGUGCCAACUUGAAAUGCCUGAAACCAACAUCGUGGCUCUGCUUGUGUGUGCGGACGUCAUCCCGUUCUCAAGCACACGUCCUUGUUUUACCUCUUAAGGCCGAUAUGUGAGCCUCUGUUACAAAGGGACUUGUUACGAAGAGAUCUCUGUUUUUCUAGGUUCUCGCCUCUCGUGUUUCCAGUCGCUGUGGAUGUCUGGGAGCUGGUGAACCAGCAAGAGAAACUGUCUUAUUCUCUCUUUGGGUUCCUGUUCGCUUGAAUUAUCUAUGUUACAGACGAUUUCCUUUUAUUCAGCUGAUUGUUGAAUCUUUGAUGGUUCAAGGCUUCUCUGUCUGUGUGCAGAGUAGAAAAGGUGAAAAAAUAUGGUGCCUAUAUUUUAUUCAAAGUCUUACUUUAAAGAUGUGGAGUUUCAAAAGGCAGAGAUGUGCGUUAUUUUGUUUAUCAGAAAUGUAUUUGUGGUCCAUUUGACCACAUUUGUGGUCUGUUAAUGAGCGUAGGAGAGCGACUGGUCACUAUUUGUGAUCUACAUGCAAACGCCAUUUUUCAAGGCAGUUUUUUGUCUGUAUGCACCCUUUCUCUGCCAUCUCUAUUCAGUGUGCCUUUUCUGUAAUUGUGUUUAUCUUUCAGGGAAAAAAGGACAAAAAAUGUAUAUGUGGUAAUGAGGUGCAACAUGGUGGGGGGGAGGGGGGGAACUAUUCAUAAUUGGUUCAUAUCCGACUUAUUUGCUUAAAAACUGUGUGGCAGGGCAUGUUUUUUUUAGAGUUUUUCAUGCUUUAAAUCUCUGUGAUAAUGUUGUUUUGCUGUGUUGCCUCAAAUAGGAUAAUUUGAUACAUAUCAGUUUGUGGACAGUUUGUUUUAAAAAGAAAAUCCCAGCCAAGUGACACCUGUGUGUUAUUUUCCACACGUAUUUCAGCUGUGGUUGUUUUCAUCAUUCAAAGACGGAUGCGUCACAUAAACUGAAGGUGUUGUCUUUCUUCCAAACAGAAAAAUUGUGCGGAAUUCCGCAUAUGAUUUGUUUUGGGAAAUUCGUGGUCAAUAAUUACAUUGUAGAAUCAUUUGAACAUUUGGAGCAUUAAAACGUAUCAUCUUGUAUUAUGCAAAGGUCAAGUAUUUGUUUAAAUGAAGAAACAAAGGCCCUUCCUAUUUAGUGUUAUCCUUAGGGUGUUGAUACCCCAAUUGCAGAGAGAUUUAUUGUCAUGAACAAAGGUCAGAAAUGAGUUUUAGGCUAACCAAAUGAUGUUAAUAUACAAUAUUGUGGUGCU
Molecule: messenger RNA, 5517 nt
Organism: Menidia menidia (Atlantic silverside)
Lineage: Eukaryota; Metazoa; Chordata; Actinopteri; Atheriniformes; Atherinopsidae
Source: the annotation of a GenBank genome assembly